Molecule: messenger RNA, 1431 nt
Organism: Fusarium mangiferae
Lineage: Eukaryota; Fungi; Ascomycota; Sordariomycetes; Hypocreales; Nectriaceae
Exons: 1
Coding region: 1-1431 (476 amino acids)
Biological process (GO): xenobiotic detoxification by transmembrane export across the plasma membrane
Cellular component (GO): membrane
Molecular function (GO): antiporter activity; xenobiotic transmembrane transporter activity
Source: RefSeq, a predicted model, not a curated record
AUGACUUCUCACGACGAAGAAGCCCGCAAUGAAGCGGCCCCAUUGCUGCAAAACAAUGGAGAAAUAUCUGUCUCAGAAUGGCCGACCAACGACUGGUGGGCUGAGCUGUCGCUCAUAACACGCUAUACAGCCCCUCUGGUAGCAACAUAUCUACUUCAAUAUUCAUUCAGCGUUAUCACGACAACAGCUGCAGGCCAUCUUAGCCCAGAUGACUUGGCUGCUGCUGCAAUUGGCGUCACGACCAUGAGCAUCGCUGGUCUUGCCUUCUACGAAGGAAUGGCGACAGCUCUCGACACCCUCUGUGCGCAAGCGUAUGGGGCUGGAAACAAGACGGGUGUUGGCUUGCAUGUCCAGCGUAUGCUUCUUCUCAUGACGGUUGUUACUAUCCCUGUUGCUGCAGUUUGGAUAUGUUCUCCCGCAUUCUUGACGCUCAUUCUUAAGCAAGAACAUCUCGCCGUCAAAGCAGGUUCCUUUCUCCGAGUCAGUAUACUAGGCAUCCCAGGCUAUGCCUCCUUCGAAGCAUUAAAGCGCUUCCUCCAAGCCCAAGGCGAUUUCAACACCGGCAUGGCAGUCUUACUCAUAUGCGCGCCUAUCAACGCGCUCCUCAGCUGGCUCUUCGCCUUCAAACUCAAGCUCGGUCUCGAAGGUGCCGCUCUUGGCGCAGCAGUAGCCAACACCCUCCGCCCAACCCUCCUCCUCAUCUGCAUCUUCUUCAAAAAGUCAACCCACGAAUGCUGGCCCGGCUUUACGCGUCGUGCCCUGCAGGGCUGGGGAUCCAUGGUUCGGUUAUCUGCCGCCGGAUCGGCUGUCACGUUGGCGGAGUGGACUGCGUUUGAGAUCAUCACCGUUAGCACGUCAUAUGUGAGCACGAUUCAUCUCGCGGCGCAGACGAUCUUGACUACUACGUCGAUUGUCAUGUGGCAUAUUCCGUUUUCGCUUGGUGUUGCUGUUAGUACGAGAAUUGGACAUUUGAUUGGCGGUGGACAUGUGACUGCUGCGAGACGGAUUACGAUACUUUAUGGUAUCAUGUUUGUUGGGUUAGGGUUCUUCGACGGUGCGGUUUUGUUCUUGUUGAGGAAUUACAUUGGACCUUUCUAUGCGAGCGAUGAGGAAGUCCGAAGAAUUGUUACGAACACCAUGCUUGCAGUUGCAGGCUUUCAGGUCGUUGAUUCGAUUGUCUGCGGAUGCAAUGGUGUUCUCCGUGGUUUGGCCAAACAAUCUGUGUCUGCGUGGGUUGUGUUCUUCGUCAACUACUUUACUGCUGUUCCUAUUGCGGUCUGGUUGGAGUUGGGACCUUUGGAUCUGGGCUUGAAUGGUGUUUGGUCUGGAGUGAUAGGUGGCUCUGGUGUCAUUGCGCUUAUUGAGGUCAUCUAUAUGAUCAAAGUCGACUGGAGAGGUUCAGUCGAGAUAAUCAAGUCAAGAGAGGAUUAG